GAUACUCUCACUACCCGCAGGUACUUUAUUUAUCGACCCCGAAAGGACGAAAAACAGUUAAUCUAGGCGGAAACGCCUUUUGAAAAAAUGGACUAAUUUUACAGGAGAAACUUUACACCGGUUUCCGACUGACGUCGGGAUUUCAAUGAUGGCUGUUCGUUUCUGUAAAUAUUCUUCACAUCCUUGUUUGUUUUUGUUAUCUUUGACGACCGAUCGUUUUCUUAAUUUCUGAAUAGAAUGACAUUUUUACACAGCAUAUUGCCUUCAACACUUUGAUCAAACUGAUCUCAUUUUUGGAAAGAUGUCACAACAACUUACAGGAGAGCAGAUUAUUUCCAUAUCAAACAAAGUGAUGCGUUAUGUGAGGAAAUGUAACCUGGUUGGUGUGAAGUCCAAACUGGACCCUCUUAAAAUGCCACAUCGCAAACGUAUUGCCAGCCGAAAGAUCCAAGGAUUCACUGCGCUGUUUCUGGCCGUUUCCUACAACAACUUGGAACUUGUUCAGUAUUUGUUACAGGAAUGCAAUGUUCCUGUCGAUCAACCUGUGAUAUAUAAUGAUGAUGCUCAAGUGACCCCUCUUUUAGUGGCUGCAUCAGAACGCUGCAAGAAUAUGUUACAGAUCCUUCUUGAUUAUGGAGCUGAUAUCAAUGUCAAAGACCAUUUGGGUAGCACUGCUCUGAAAAUGUCUGUUAAGGGUGGCAACGUGGACAUUGUUAAGUUUCUUAUUGAAAGAGGUUCUGAUGUUAAUUUUGCUGACCAUAAAGGAGUGACUCCAUUGAUGGAAUCGGUCUUUAACACGGAGUUAGUAGAUCUCCUCUCUUCAAAUGGUGCUAAUUUAUAUGCAACUGAUGCAAAGGGUGACACAGUCCUGCAUUUUGCAGCCUGUAAAGGUAGUUUAGAGGUGUUUAAGUUUCUCCUCCAGAAAGGCUUCAGUCCUUACACAUGCAAUGGCCUCGGUGAGAACAGUUUCCGGCUUGCUGCCACACACUGGCAAUGGAGAAUACUCAUCUAUUUACUGGUAACUUUUCCUUACCCACAACAUUCUCCACAACAGUACUUUGACAGCACCACAACACAGAUAUUUAUUAAAGCUCUUGAUGAAGCUGAACACAACAUUGAUGUCUUUGAAUUUCCUGCACUAAUGGUGACAGAAAAAGUAUUAGGGGUUUGCUGUACGUCACUUGAGGCCUUAGGUUAUGCAGCAUGGCUGCAGUGCGACCUCGGCAAUGUUUCACUAGCAUGGGACAUAUAUUGCCAUUUACUUCGAGCCUGUCAAAGAAUGAGGUGUGUAACGGGCCCUGAUAUUGUUACACUUGAGUUGGAGGUGUUUUGGAAAAUAUACAGUAAAGAUCAACAUUAUUCGAUGCCAUUCAGGGAGGUCAUAAAUCUUGUGCGGCAGAUUGCUAGUGAUAUCGUCAUCAACUGGGAAUCUCUCCAAAACAGCAACUGUGAAGAAAGAUCUUUGAAAAGUUCUUACAAGGUGAAUGCAUGGGAAACGUUGUUACUGUUUGUGGUGAACUUGCUCAAAAUUCUCAUUCAUUACCAACACAAAUGGGAUUCGGUAAGCUUUCAGAGGUUCUCCUGUUCUGUUCUUGAUCGAUACACCAAGGUUUUGUCUCAGACAGAACAGUCACAUGCUGAACAGGAAGGCAUCACGGAUGGAAGUAAACCUGCAAUCUCUUUAAGGCUUCAUGGAAAAUGGCAGCCGACAGACAUUAUUCUCCAAGCGUGUCAUGAAACACAAAACCAGUUUCUGGGAAAAUUUCUCAAAGAAUCACCGUACAUUGUCUUUGAUGCUGCUAAACUUGUUCCUGUAAAAGAACCUCUUUCCCUGCAGUGUCUCACUGCCAGAGUUUUAAACCAAGCAAACAUUGAGUACCACAAAUACUUACCUGGACGCUUGACCGACUUUGUCCUCCAUCACCUCUCAUGAUACCCAAACUCUAACAAACACAAACUUCCUCUUUUUUUUCUCAUGUUUAAUUUUUUGCUGUUUUACAUUAAUUUUUUUUCCAUGUUUGCAGGAUCAAAAAGUUUUUUUUUAUAUUGCUAUUAUUCCACAGCAGAAUGAUGGUCCUUCCUAUUGCUGACCACCCCACCAUGGAGUAGGGGUGGCCCUUGGUUUUAUAUCAGUCAGGAAAAUGGGAACAAAGGGAGCAGAGUUACUGUGCCCUGAGACCACAACGACUGUCAGUGACAUUGGAGGAGAGACAGCAAUAAUGGUAGUACUAAGUGUUGAUGUACUCAGUUUUGUAGUACUUUAAUGUCACAGUCAUUGUACUUCUUUUAAUGAGAGACAAGUGGCUCCGGGCUGUGAGUAUUUCCUCUGUUAUGCAUCGAGACUUGAACUCUACAAGAGAUGCUCAUUUGGAUGAAACACCAGUUUAUUGAUAACAUUUCCGUAUGAUGGGAUAUUCUGAACUGAUUCCUGACGGCUCAGUAACCUGCAGUCUUCCAUUCGCAUCUAGGAAUUGUUAUAGGAAUCGACCUGACUGAGUACUAAAUCAACCUAUUGUUAAAGACAUUUAAUUUGAUUGCCAAUGUGAUAAAAAAAAAAGCCCCCAGAAAAUUAUGCUUGUUUCUAAGAAAAGGGAGACAUUACAAAUCUCAGUUACUUAUCUCAACUUAUAACUUUUGAAAUGAUUUGAUAGAUUUUAGACCCCCACCCCACCCUCCAUACUUUGUCUGGGUAUGAAACUUGAUAAUUAUACAGCUUAGACAACUUUGAUGAUGUUUCUGGGAUUAACCUCACCAUUAACUGUCCCCUCAUUCAGUUUCUUUUCUUGACCAUCAAUCAGUACGUUACUGGGGCAGAACUGACAACUUCAGCUCCAUGGAAUGGUUAUGUUCCUGAAAUUUGGCUUCACAGACUUGACCCUUCUCCAAACUGUACAGAGGGGCACUACAAGAUAGACCUGCUUGAAGUAACAGCCAACAUCUCUCUCAAAUCAUAUCCUACUAUCUUAAGAAAGGACACAUUGAAUAAUGUUGUUCAAGAUAAAACAGGAUGGUCGUGGUUGGAAUGCUGUUGAUUAUGGGUCUGCUCGAUCAGGGCUGACCUAGGGCUAAAGAAGAGUCACAAUAAGAGUGUUGCUACUGUUUACAACAGUGGAUUGUUCCUACCUGUGGUACCUUUUUACAGUUAAGUAGACUGAGCCACUCGAGAGAUAAGUGUCUUGGUCACAAACCCUUAGCUGUGCACUUGACCAUCAGACAUCUCUCUGAGCCAAUUAACAAACCAUUAAUUAUUUGUUGCAUUCUUUAGGAGUUUAAAAUUGUUGUUUCUGCUCAGAUAAUACUUUUUAACUGACAUCUACUCCCCCCCCUCUCUCCCUCUCUAUUCCCCUCUCUCUCUCUACUCCCCUCUCUCUACUCCCCCCUCUCUACUUCUCUCUCUCUCUAUUCCUAUCAAUCCUCUCUGUCCUGUUGAGGCUAACAAACUAUAGUUUUACUUUCCAUCCUGUUGUUCUGCUUGUCACAUCGUUGGGUAAUAUUUUGAGAGUUUUUCUUCUUAACAGUUCUGCAGACUUGGUCUUUGAUCCUCUUCCACAAUAUUUGUUGGUUCCUUUCUACACUUUAAUUGGAGCUGGGACUUAGAAUCGUAACUAAUUAGCCAGAGAAUGUGUGGUCAUCCUUGUUGGCAGUGGUUGUCUCAGAC
Octopus sinensis (East Asian common octopus) is the source of this 3658-nucleotide messenger RNA. RefSeq lists its product as uncharacterized. Bases 302 to 1933 code for a protein of 543 amino acids. The record is from RefSeq and is a predicted model, not a curated record. Lineage: Eukaryota; Metazoa; Mollusca; Cephalopoda; Octopoda; Octopodidae. Gene Ontology annotation, molecular function: protein binding. The transcript has 2 exons.